Molecule: messenger RNA, 741 nt
Organism: Rhipicephalus sanguineus (brown dog tick)
Lineage: Eukaryota; Metazoa; Arthropoda; Arachnida; Ixodida; Ixodidae
Product: homeobox protein unplugged-like
Exons: 3
Coding region: 1-741 (246 amino acids)
Biological process (GO): regulation of nervous system development; regulation of transcription by RNA polymerase II
Cellular component (GO): nucleus
Molecular function (GO): DNA-binding transcription factor activity, RNA polymerase II-specific; RNA polymerase II transcription regulatory region sequence-specific DNA binding
Source: RefSeq, a predicted model, not a curated record
AUGCGACAUCUGGAGGGUCCAGCCCUGGGUGACUGGCCACAAGAGUGGGGCUACGCGGCUCUUAUCUCUCGUCGUGGCAGUGACCACCAGGGCGGCGGCGAGUCAUGUGCGGCCAUAGUAGCCGGCUCGUUUGCGUGUGCGCGCGAGACGUCCCCUGUCUCCAGCUGUCCCCCGUCACCGCUGGCCUGGUGUCACACCGCGGGCGACUCGGCCGCAGGCUCGGACAGCGACGGUGACUGCGGCCCGCCUCACGAAGGCAGCCCGCGACUACCGAGCCUCGUGGGCGGCGACGAAGUCCGCCUGCUAGGGCGUCCCGAGUGCGCGGACAAACGCAGCGGCCAUUCGUCCCACCAAGGACACGGCCAGAGUCUGUCCACGUCGCAUCAGCAGCAGCAACAACACCAUCAACAGCAGCAACAAAGUCGGCGCCGGCGCACGGCGUUCACGAGCGAGCAGCUGCUGGAACUCGAGAAGGAAUUCCACUCGAAGAAGUACCUGUCCCUGACGGAGCGGUCGCAGAUAGCGCACGCGCUGCAGCUCACAGAGGUGCAGGUCAAGAUAUGGUUCCAGAACCGGCGCGCCAAGUGGAAGCGCGUCAAGGCGGGGCUCACGGCAGGCCGCGGGCCUCAGCAGCACUCGGACGCGCCACGCAUCGUGGUCCCAAUCCCGGUACACGUGAACAGGGUGGCCCUGCGCAACCAGCAACAGCAACAGCAAGCCGAACCCAAGGGACCGGGGUGA